Moneuplotes crassus is the source of this 1124-nucleotide messenger RNA. The record is from the annotation of a GenBank genome assembly. NCBI's taxonomy places the organism in Eukaryota, Ciliophora, Spirotrichea, Euplotida, Euplotidae.
AUGACUGGGUUUACUCUUGGAAACAAGGAGAUAUCAGGAAAUUGGAGGACUAAAGGUUUAAUCUGUUUCUAUGUGUUGUGUGUGGUUUUUAUCGAAAUUGGGAGAGCACAACACUUUGGAAAUCAGGAAAGAGUCGAUGGAUUUGCUCAUUAUAUCAAUUAUGAUGAUUAUAUCAAGCAGGAUGAGGAAUCAGAUAAACCGCAGAAUCCAAUAUUGAAGAUGAAACCUAACCAUAAGAUAUGGAAGCAGGAUUCUAUGUAUAUUCCAGAGCUAAUAAUGGAAGACCCUUAUCCUCGGGAAGGAUCUGUGGCACACCCAUUAAAUAAACCUCCAUGUGGAUCUACUAAAAGAGGAAUGGUUUAUUACUCUGCUUAUCCUGGAAGGUCGAACUUGAUCAGAUGGAAGGUAAUUCACCCUAUUCUUGAAGGAAACUGAACUAUAAAACUCUCUAAUGGACUAGAUCAGAGUCAUGAGACUGCUUUUGAGCCAUUGGAACCAGUUUACGACUUUUCAUUCCAAAAUGAAGAUGGAUCAUUGGACUAUUACUCAGGUGAUACAGGGAAUUAUUAUCGCCAAUUCUAUCACAAGGGCAAGUUCUCUUGUGGAAGAGUGGAUCCAGAAACUUAUGAAUCCAUCACUGUAAAGUUUCCGAAUAUGACUUGUGAUGAUUGUGUCUUACAACUUGAGGUAGAGACUAAGCAAGGAAAAAUCUACCAAUGAGCUGAUAUUGAAGUUAUUAAUGCAGGUAUGAGAGACUGAGUUGGCUCAUGACUUAAUGAAGGUGUCUGAGUUAAUGGAAAAUGCCUUUGUAGAUCAGGUUUUGUUGGCCAGCACUGAGAAAACAAAACACAAGAGAAACGAACAUAUACACCUUGGUUUGCAAUCAUAGGAUUGAUCAUAUUUGCAAUCAUUGUUGCGGUAGUGGUGUAUAUUUCCUGCCAAUUUGUCUCCCAAAAAGAAAGAUGGAUAUCAUUGACAAGAGGUUCAAGAAAGAGUCGAAUCUAUCCCUCUACAGCAAGUGAAAUAUAGCUGUAAGUUUUAUUAAAUCAAAUCAUCCGGCGCAGUUCUCUCAUGUUGCCUUCUAAGUUCUCUACUUGACAUUCUCACUAAACUAUUCAAAGAGG